GCAUCCUCCAGCCAGCACCAAAGAGAAAUCUCAGAGCUGCUUGUGUUGAAUACUGCCUCAGUUACAGCAAUGAAGGACCGCCUCACUGAGCGGCAGGAGGAAAGUCUGAAAAAAGACAAAGACAUUGAAUCCCUGCACUCACAUGUUCUGAAUCUCCAAAGCGACAUUGUAGCCAAGGUCAGCAUUGUUACCUCACUACAGGAGAGAGUGAAUAAGUGUGCCUCAGACCUCAAAGAGGAGGAAACAAAAAGCAGCUCACUGCAGAUGGACUACGAGGCUGCUGUCUCUCAGCAGAAGAAGGAAGCAGAAGAACUGGCCCGUCUGACUCAGGGGAACCAACACCUCGCCUAUGAGAACAAAAGACUGCAAAGUGAACUGGAGGCUACUCUCAAUAAACAGCACAUUGAAGAGAAGAAGCUUCAGGGCGACAGAGGAGCUUGCAGCAGACUGGAAGAGGCCAUUAAGAAGGAGGGGGCUCGUUUCUCCAGAGCCUCAAAGAAGAUCCAGAGCCAAGAGAAAGAGCUGUCUGAGAAGACCCUGGCUUUGGAGGGACUGCAGAGGGACUACGAGGCUGCUGUUUCUCAGCAGAAGAAGGAAGCAGAAGAACUGACCCGUCUGACUCAGGGGAACCAACACCUCGCCUAUGAGAACAAAAGACUGCAAAGUGAACUGGAGGCUGCUCUCAAUAAACAGCACAUUGAAGAGAAAAAGCUUCAGGGCGACAGAGGAGCUUGCAGCAGACUGGAGGAGGCCAUCAAUAAGGAGGGGGCUCGUUUCUCCAGAGCCUCAAAGAAGAUCCAGAGCCAAGAGAAAGAGCUGUCUGAGAUGACCCUCGCUUUGGAAAAGAGCCUGACAGCCGAGAAACUCCUAAAGUCGUCUCUCAAAAGUGAGAAGAAGCGAUUUGAGAAGGAUGGUGGAAAGCAGGCGUCAGCUGGACAUCUUUCAAUCCUCACUCAACUGAGAGAAGCAUAUGCGUACGACAUGCAGACAUUAAGGAUGGAAAAUGCUGACAUCAGGGCUAAAUUCCUUGUCCUGGAGAGAGAAUAUGACAGAGAAAGAUUUGAACUCCGGUCUCUCUCUGCGGGCCAUGAAGAGAUGCUGUCAAGGAAAAAUGAUAGCAUUUCUGACAAUCAGUUUACCAUCACUAAUCUACAGUGCAUUGUAAAUGAGUUCCAAGCAAAGGAAUCAAAGAUCAAGAUGAGACAGGCCGAUCUCGAAGAAGCCCUUAAACAGGAAAAGACAAGAAACUCUGAGCUGCACCAUACUGUUGAUCAGAUCUCCUCCAGUUUGGAAAAAGAAAGGACCAGGUGUGAGAAGCACCGCGUCGAGCUUCAAGAAGCUUUGAAGAAGCAGAUCACAACUCUGGAGGAAAACAACAAAUUGACCUUGUCUCUGCAGAAGGCUCAGGAAACCUUCCCCAGGCUUCAGGAAAAACAACGUGCAGAGACAAACUACAACUUCAGAAACAUCAUUGACUCCGAGUUCAGGCUCAGGGAGCAGAAAUAUUCCCUGGAGAGCAAUAAGGCGCUUUACCACCUGCAGCAGGAGUACACCAAUCUAGGGAGGAGGCACUGUGACAUCAACGCUGAGUAUCGUGAGCUGCUCAAGACUCACACUGCCCUCCAAGUCAGACAUGAGAGGCUCAGCUAUGCUUAAGGAAACCCACGCCCAGACUUCAGUCCAUAUCUCUUCCAGUCAAAUUGUAUAGCACACUAGAAA
Molecule: messenger RNA, 1719 nt
Organism: Notothenia coriiceps (black rockcod)
Lineage: Eukaryota; Metazoa; Chordata; Actinopteri; Perciformes; Nototheniidae
Product: spindle pole body component 110-like
Exons: 1
Coding region: 70-1656 (528 amino acids)
Source: RefSeq, a predicted model, not a curated record